Molecule: messenger RNA, 2133 nt
Organism: Eriocheir sinensis (Chinese mitten crab)
Lineage: Eukaryota; Metazoa; Arthropoda; Malacostraca; Decapoda; Varunidae
Product: seipin-like
Exons: 10
Coding region: 790-1890 (366 amino acids)
Biological process (GO): lipid storage; lipid droplet organization
Cellular component (GO): endoplasmic reticulum membrane
Source: RefSeq, a predicted model, not a curated record
UAUGUGUAAUGUGAUGAAAUUGUAGCAUGAUGCAAUGUUAGCUCAGCAUGGUGCAACUCUACUUGUUGGGACAGGAGAGACAGAGGGGAGCCCGGGGCCACCGGCCGCCGGGCAGGAAGUGCUGAGUCGGCGGUUGCGAGCAAGGGUGGCUGAGGGGCAGUUGAGAAGACGCGUGUCUGGGCUUAGAGGUGUUGAGCUGCUCCGCUCGCGAGCUGUGUGCAUCCGGUGUGCGUGACUGCCGUGCCCCUGUACUGUGCCUGAUUAACUAACUGUUCUGUGCCCUUGAAAGUUGCUGUACUGUGUGAGGAACCUGUCAUUAAACUAGAACUAAGUGUUGAACGUGUAUCCUUUGUGCCCUGCCUCGUUCCCUCCUCCCCUCGGUGUUCGGUAUGGGCCGCUGUGAGUGACUGGUGCCCGUGUGGUUGUUCUCGGGGAACACGCCGCCUGCCUGCUCGUGGAUGGUGUGUGGUAGGGGGGUGGCGUAACACUAUUGAAAAGCAAAGUGUGUGAAUAAGAAGAAGAGAGGACCAAGGGGAGGAGGACCUAAGAAGCGAUACAAAGCGUUACAGGUCAAAAGAAGAAGAUAAGCUGGCAUCUUUUUUCGAGGUAUGGAACUGCUCUAAUUUCAAAACAACCAGCACCCUCCACGACAGUUGUCAUCCGUCGGCAAUCAACCACGGCCGUCGAAUAUCCAUCUCAGCAACAUCUCAACAAGGUCGUUUCGACGUCAGCAAUGGUCGGCCUUUGAGAGGAUCUACUUACGAUGGUCGCAAGUCAUGGCAGUCCACUAUGUACUCCAUGGUGGUGUUUGGGGCCACCAUGGUGGUCAUCUUCUGGGCCAGCGUCUUCCUCUACACCUCCUUCUACUUCACCUUCAUGCCGGAGGAGUCCAUCACAUGGCCCAUUCACUUCCAAUUCAGGUCCUGCGGCAGUGAACCAGGCAUGUGCAGCAACCCAAGUGCCAUCAUCCCAGUGCUAGACCCAGUUCGUGGCUCCCUGCUUGUGCGGGGUCAAAAGUACCGCGUUGUAGUGGACGUGGAUAUGCCUGAGUCACCUGUCAACAAGCAAUUAGGUAAUGCAUCUCUCAGACCAGGCAUGUUUUUGCUACACAUGGAAAUGAAGAGUCAGGGAGGCGAGACACUAAGGCAGUCAUCUCGGUCAUCAAUGCUACGUUACAAGUCACAACUCCUGCAUGUUCUGUCCACCUCCCUGUUUGCCCCUUUCCUGCUCUCUGGCCUACAGGAGGAGAAACAAGAGGUCACAAUUGAGCUGUUCUCCCAGUAUGAGGAGGACCCACUAGUCCCCGUGUCUGAGGUACAUAUCGAGUUGGCAUCACGGCAUGUUGAGCUUUACUCAGCUCAGCUUCGCAUACAUGCCAUGUUCUCGGGUCUGCGUUACUUCAUGUUCUACUACCCACUAAGUGCAGCAUCUGUUGGGAUCGGCAUUUGUAUGGUUUUCCUGUCAACUGUGGUCAUCCUAAGUUGGUACCAGUUCUCUGCCCCUUCCACGCUGUCUCCUAUGCAACCAAUGAUGAGUGCAAUGUCCUACCCCAACCACACUGCCUCAGUCCUUAAUGGCAUCAGUGGCCCAGUACCAAGCAAGAAUUUGGAUGAAGACGAGGACAUGGAAGUGGAGGUGAGGGGUGUUGCUAUGAGUGAACUGGAACCAGAGAACAAAUGUACUAAGAACGAUGAUUUCAAGCCUACUGACCCUCAGAGUAAGGAAACAAGAGAGACUCCUGACCAUGAGAAAUCUGAUGGUGAUGACUUUGAGGUGGUAAACUCCAAAGAAAAGGGAGUGGUAAGGGAAGAAGGUGAGGCAGUUUCAGCACCUAGCACGUGUGAUGAGGGGGACAGUGUGCUGCGACAACGGAUCCAGAGUGUUGAGUAGGCACAGCAGUGUGUGUGUGUGUGGGGAGAGGCAGUUUUAGGUACAAGUGCUACAUGUAAUCAUUUGAGGAUCCUUUCUGUUUGUGCCCCAAAAUGUUUAUAAUAAGAAAAUAAUCUUCAUAUUUCAAGGUUAAGUACCCUAUGUAAACACAGGAUGGGCCCUAAAUCAUCUUACCAUUUAGUGACCCAAAAGUAGACUAAGGGCCGCUUUCACAGUCGUUUUGUUUGUUUUGAUCGUUACCAA